Messenger RNA from Thecamonas trahens ATCC 50062, 348 nucleotides. RefSeq lists its product as uncharacterized. The transcript is spliced from 3 exons. NCBI's taxonomy places the organism in Eukaryota, Apusomonadida, Apusomonadidae. The coding region runs from base 1 to 348 and encodes 115 amino acids. The record is from RefSeq and is a predicted model, not a curated record.
AUGGAGAGCCCGACACAGGCGACAGUCACGCUCUUUGCCUGUCUCCGCGCCGCGCCGGCAGGUCGUCCGCUCACCCUCGACGGCAUGACGGCCAUCGUGCAUGUUGCAGUUACCACCGGCGUGCUUUCGUCCAUCACGCUCGUCCUUGCCGCCGGCGCCGACCGCUGGCGGGUUGAUGCCUCCGGUAAGCCGCCGAACACCAUCAUCGAGGACGCAGCACGGGCUGAUGGCAACCAGGCACCGGCGUUCCUCUUGCGCCUCGUCUCGGCUUUGAGCGGCUCCCAUCCGCGCUUACCCGCUCUCGGGCUGCAGCUCGAGCCACGACGAGCUUGCGCGCAUGCGCUCUGA